Acanthamoeba castellanii str. Neff is the source of this 600-nucleotide messenger RNA. RefSeq lists its product as uncharacterized. The record is from RefSeq and is a predicted model, not a curated record. Bases 1 to 600 code for a protein of 199 amino acids. Lineage: Eukaryota; Discosea; Longamoebia; Acanthamoebidae. The transcript has 5 exons.
AUGGCGGCGGCGGCGGCGGCGGCGGCGGUCAAAUCGCAGGCCAUUGAUUCUGUUGCCCACAGGCGCAACUACAACGAAACGGAAACAGCCUUCAUUACCAAACUCAGCCAAAGGGACGUGUGCCUGCGGCGUCUGUACCUGCCGGUGACGGAAGACGGGAUCAUCUCGUGCAUCGUCGACGAUGUGGAGUACAAGUGGAGGUACAGGCGAGACGAGAGCUCCCAGGUGGGAGAGCUCGUUUCGGAUGAUGGCACGCGCGCCUAUACUUGGGACGCCGAGUACCUGCGCCCGAAAAGCGAUUCCGCGCUGGACUGCGGCUACGGCGUUUGGGAUGGCAUCUGGCUGACGUGGUAUUCGGCGGACAAGCGGUUCGUGAUGCGCUACCAGUGGCACUCGGCCAUCGAGGAGUUCCAUUUCGUGUCGGCCUCCCCAGCCAUCAAGACCACAUUCAUCGAAUUCCCUCCCUUCAGGUACAACGGCAAGGUGCUGCUGAGCAGCGAUCGAGCCUUCUCGUGGCGUGUGAAGGGCAACAAGGUGCCGCCGCCCGUCGUCCUCUCCUUGCAGAUCCUCUACUACCAGCAGAACGCCAAGCACAAGUAG